This is a messenger RNA of Spirodela intermedia, 1464 nucleotides long. The record is from the annotation of a GenBank genome assembly. Lineage: Eukaryota; Viridiplantae; Streptophyta; Magnoliopsida; Alismatales; Araceae.
AUGGUGCAGCAGCGGCGCCGGCAGCACUUCCUGGUGGUGUCCUUGCCGGCGCAGGGGAACAUCAACCCGGCGCUGCAGCUCGCAAAGAAUCUGAGCAGGAGCGGCGGCGGCGGCGGUGCCGCCGUCACCUUCGCCACCACCAUCUCCGGGCACCGGAAGAUGUUCCCCUCGGGCUCUCCACCAGAGGGGCCGGUCUCCUUCCUGCCCUACUCCGACGGGUACGACGGAGGCUUCGACCCUGUCACGGGCGACACCGAAGGCUACAUGGCGCAGAUCAAGGUGGUGGGCUACGAGACCCUCGGCGGCGCCACCCGCUCCCUGGCGGCGCAGGGCCGACCGGUGACCUGCAUCAUCUACACCCUCCUCCUUCCCUGGGCCGCCGACCUGGCGCAGGAGCUUGGCGUGCCAUCGGUCCUCUUCUGGAUCCAACCCGCCACCGUCUUCGGCGUCUACUACCACUAUUUCCACGGCUUCGACGGCCUCAUCUCCUCCCACCGCGACGACCCCUCCUGCCCCGUGGAGCUGCCCGGAAUGCCGCGGUUGCGGAUCAGGGACCUGCCGUCGUUCAUGGCCACUCCCGCCGCCGCCCAGUACGCCUUCGUGCUGACCUCUUUCGAGGAGAUGUUCCGAACUCUGGACCGGGAAGUUGUCGAGAACGAGAAGAAUAAUAAGAAGAAGAAGAAGAAGAAAAUCAAGGUCCUGGUGAACUCCUUCGAGGAGCUGGAGAAGGAGCAGCUGGCGGCGGUGGAGACGAUGGAGCUCAUCCCCGUGGGACCUCUCCUUCCGUCCGCUUACACCGACGGGAAGAACCACGAGGACACCACCUUUGGCGGCGACCUGCUCAAACCAGACGCCAAGGAAACGUACGUGGAGUGGCUGAACGGGAAGGAGGAUCGGUCGGUGGUGUACGUCUCCUUCGGCAGCUUCACGGUGCUGCCGGUUCCGCAGAGGGAGGAGAUCUCCCGAGCUUUGGCGGAGAGCCGCCGGCCGUUCCUGUGGGUGGUGAGGGGGGGCCGAGAAGGAGCGGAGGCGGCGGCGGCGGCGGAGAAGGGGAAGCUGGUGGAGUGGUGCUCUCAGGUAGAGGUGCUCUCCCACAGGGCGGUGGGCUGCUUCGUCACCCACUGCGGAUGGAACUCGACGGUGGAGAGCCUGCUCUGCGGGGUGCCGACGGUGGGGCUGCCGCAGUGGACGGACCAGCCGACCAACGCGCGGCUGGCGGAGACGGAGUGGGGCGUCGGCGUGAGGGCGGAGGUCAACGCCGGCGGCCUCCUGGAGGCGGCGGAGCUGCGGCGGUGCAUCGAGCUGGUGAUGAAGGACGACGGCGAAAUCCGGCGGAACGGAGAGGCCUGGAGUCGGAGGGCACGGGAGGCGGUGAAGGAAGGCGGCUCAUCGGAUCGCAAUCUGAUGGCAUUCGUGGACUCCUUGGAGAUGGCCCAGUGUCCCACUCAGCUGGACCUCGAGUAG